Molecule: messenger RNA, 4843 nt
Organism: Aegilops tauschii subsp. strangulata
Lineage: Eukaryota; Viridiplantae; Streptophyta; Magnoliopsida; Poales; Poaceae
Source: RefSeq, a predicted model, not a curated record
AAUGCAGCAAUUCAGGAAUCACCUGAAUCAAUUCAGACCACUGCUGAAGAUGUCCUUGAACUGCCACUCCUUCCACCUGAAGAUGUUGCCACUCCUUCCAAGCACAAACUUUCAGACCAGAGCACACACAACAAUCCACCAGAAGAUGUCGCCACUCCUCGAACUGCCACCACACGCGCCCAAUCGUCGGCCUUGAGCGAAGCCGCCGAAAAUCGAUCUACUCAGAAGUGACUCUGUGCUCUCAUGGCCAACAAGGGUGAAGAUCCUCAGGGACUGUGCAUAUGUCCUGAGGUUUCUUCACACACACUCCGAUGGAUGCAUUGUACAUAGAGACAUUAUGCUUACCAACAUCUUGCUGACAGAGGACAUGGAGCCUAAGCUGUCUGAUUUUGGGCUUGAAGCACAUGAUUUGCCUAGCAAGCACUAUAUCUGAUUCAGCUAACUAAUGACAUGAUUUAGUAAGUAAUCGAGUUGAGUGACUAGUAAACUAAUGACAAUGUGGCAACUAGUUAAAUGGCCAAACCAUGGGAGGGAUGGCUAUCAUUCAUGUUGUCAUCUUCUAUAAGAUUUUAGUGAUGGCUAACCUAGCAAAUGUCACUGCAUGCGUAAGCAAAUCUUAUAUGGCUUCCCUCUUAAAUGCAUAUAAGUUUGUUAAAAAUCAUGUGGCAGGUACCUUAUCGUGAUCGACGAUAUCUGGAGCACUGAAGCAUGGGAAACCAUAAGGGAUGCCUUACUGAAUAAUGAUCAUGGGAGCGGAAUUAUCACUACAACACGUAAUAGUACAGUUGCAUCAUAUUGUUGUACUGGAACCGGUUAUGUUUACAAAAUGAAACCCCUCAGUCCUGCUGACUCCAGAAGGUUGUUUCUGCAAAGAGCAUUCGGUUCUGGGGAUUUAUUCCCCCCGCAUCUGGAAAAUGUGUCUGAAGGGAUAUUGCAAAAAAUGUGAGGGCCUACCACUGGCUAUUAUUACCAUGUCUAGUUUGCUGGCAGAUCAAACAGCCGAAGAAGAAUGGAACAGGGCGCUGGCUGCUAUUGGUUCUUCACUUGCAAAGGAAUCUCAUGCUGAAGCUAUGACAAAGAUAUUAUCUCUGAGUUAUUUUGAUUUUCCUCACCCUAUGAGAACUUGUUUGUUGUACUUCAGUGCAUUCCCAGAAGAUCAUAUCAUCAAGAAGAGAAAACUGAUACAUAAAUGGAUCUCGGAAGGAUUCAUCCAUGAAGAACCACAUCGGAGUGCAUACGAAGUAGGGGAGAGUUAUUUUUAUGGUUUCAUCAACAGAAGCUUGAUUCAAGCACAUGAUGUAGAGUAUGGCCAGGUGGAGACAUGCAAAGUUCAUGACAUUAUCCUGGAUUUCAUUAAAUGCAAGGCCAAUUAAGAGAAUUUCAUGACAACAUAUGGUGAUGUCGAGCAUAGGAAGAAACACAAGAUUCGCAGGCUCUCUGUCAUGAGCCGCUACAAUGAAAUGGCUGCUGUGUCAGGGGAUCUCUCUCAUGUUCGAUCAAUUGCUAUAUUUGGGAAUUUCGGACAAAAUUCUUUGUUGUCUUUUCCAGCUCUUCGUGUGUUGGACCUGGGAGAAUGUCGGGAUUUAGAAAACAGCCAUCUGACAAAUAUUGGAAAGUUACUUCUUCUCAAGUACUUGUGUCUUGGAUCAGAUAAAAUAACAGAGCUUCCAAGUAAAAUUGGAGAUCUGCAGUAUUUAGAAACACUGGACAUCAGAGGUGCCAAAAAUGUAGGACGACUACCGUCAACUAUUACACGGCUUCAACGAUUGACCCGUCUAUAUGUUAACUACAUCAGGUUGUCCGAGCCAUUGGAAAGUUGCACUGAUUUAUCUGAUGGAGUGAUUGGACAGUUGCAGAGCUUGGAAGACCUAGAGAGUGUUCUUGUCUUCCCAUCGCAAAUAAAGAUGUAUCUGCAAGAGCUCGAUCAGUUAACCAAUCUAAGGACAUUGAAUGUAAUUAUGUUGUAUCCACCUCAUUUUUGUCAUGCUGAUGGAUCUGAUGAUGUUGAAAGAUUUGUAAGGACUUUAAUAUCUUCAUACAAUCUUCAUCAUCUACGUGUCGAUUAUAUGUGUGAAUAUGGAACUCUGGGCCUACUGUCCCUGGAAUCAUGGUGCCCUGCUACUCCUUCUGUACUCCGGGAGAUCUCCAUCACUAAUUACCACAUCGACAAGGUUCCGAAUUGGAUGAUCUCCCUUGUGAAUCUUAGGGCGUUAGACAUAUCCUUGUACCGUAUGGGACCAGAAGAUGUUGAGAUCCUUGGAGCUAUGCCCGCUCUGUUUUUCCUUUAGCUCAAAACUUAUUACGGCAGAAAUGGAAGGAUCAACAUCCGUGGGUUCAGAAGUUUGAAAUAUUUCAGCUUGGAUGUCUUUCUUUGUGGAACUGCAUUGGAGUUCGAAGCUAGAGCACUUGGAGCUUAAUUUCCGUGCGCAUGACAUCAAGUGCGUGAAUGGUGCUUCUGAUUUUGGCAUCCAACACCUCUCCACCCUCACUAAACUGGAUGUUCACAUUUAUGGCCUAGCUACCGGAUUUUUCAAAUUAGUUGGGUUUAAAAAAGAACAAGACUUUGUACCUAAGGUCAUUAGCCUUAUCAAAAAUGCAGUGGGGAAACUUCACAUUCGUCCCACUUACUCAUUUACACGUUCUACAGGAGUCUCAACAGGUUGUCACCAUUUUGAAGAACACGUAAGUUCUCUGGCAGGACUGCUGGUGCUGAUUACUUUAUUUCACCCUCUGAGUACUACUACUAUUGUAUUUAUUUAUUUCAUCAUGCAAAUUCUUGACCAAUUAUUUACUUUAGUUCAUUCAGUAAUCUCUUGCUGCUCCGUUGUUUGAGCUUUGCUAUCGUUUUUAUUUACUGUGUUCGGGCAGUUCAAGAAAGAGUAUGGAGAUCUAGCCAGGAGUAGUCAACAAAUUGGAGAAAAUGUUUUUUGUUCCUAUAUGGAUUGAAUAAUCGAAGAGAUUGAUCAAGAUGCUAUGUCAAGGUGUGUCACGGUUCAGAAUGAAGAGAUUGACCAAGAUGCUACGUCAAGGUGUGUCACGCUUCAGAAUGAAGAGAUUAAUCAAGAUGAUCCAUUAAGAAGGUGUGUCACGCUUCAAAAUGAAGAGAUUAAUCAAGAUGAUCAGUUAAGAAGGUGCGUCACGCUUCAGAAUGUUGUGUCAUGGUCUACUGUGUGGCUUCGCAUCUGGACCGGACCUGCAAACUCCUUCAUCAAGUGGUUCUUUCUGCUGGUACUACUACCUCUAUUUCUGAGCUAUUUUUGUUUUGACUGGUGGUAAUGUAACUUGUAAGGCACUUUAAUCUUGUUCAGUCCAUGCCAGAUGUCACCAAGAGUGCAUUUAUACGGUUCUCAGUAUGACACUGAUAGCUUGUUUUAAGCAACGUAAGCAACUCAGAUGAAGUCAUCGUCAUAAUCAACUCAUCUUUUCAAGAUGUAUAACUGAAGCUUCUUUUGAUAGACCAGAGAAAAAAAAUCUUUAAAAUAGUUAUUUGGACCAGCAGAAUCAGCAUUUUUGGCAUGAGGCUCAUGUGAACAUAUCCUUGGAUGUGCUUCAGUCAUAGACCAUCCUGACUGAAUGUUACUUUGUGCCCACCUCCAAGCUUUUUGUUUCAGCUAUCUCUGUGUAUUUGGACUUUUAAGAGGCUUACUGGACAGUCAGGUAUCUCCGAAUGCGAGGCACUUCGGGAAAGUUCGUUUUCGUCGGUUGAUCUGUACUACCGAGAAAAAUGUUCGGUAUUUCUGGGCUAGAUGCUCUUUCAUGUACAAAGGCCACAUUUCUAUUUUUCUUAUAUAUAGACCCCCCACACCCCGAGUGGGUGAGCACUUCAUGGACGUUUUGAAGCUGAUUUUUCAGAGAGUUUGAAGAGAGAUCUGAAGGAGUGGUGUAUCACCAAAGAACUAGCCAUGGACAGGGGUGCAUGGAAGCUUGCUAUCCAUGUGUUAGAACCACGAGUUGGUCGCGAGAUCUUAUGGGUUUCACCUCUAGCCUACCCCAACCCGUUUGGACUAAAGGUUUUGUCGUUGUUGUUGUUUGAAGACCAAGCUCCUUCCCUCUUGAAUUUCUACUUUGUGCUCAAUCUCUCUAGUUCUAUAAUUUGAUUCUAGGUGAGAGAUAGAUGAUAUAGGUUUUUGUGAGAGUUGAUUGAAGAUCUUUUCAGGAGUUCGUCCAGGUGAUAUUGCUUUGCUUGUUACACUUGGAGGCAGUGGCGGAGCACUAACAAGCAACCAAGAGGGGGGCAAUUUCAAACUAAAAGAACAAAAUGUUGGUGUUAACCAUUGUUGUUUAGGUGUGUGUGCGUCAUGUUUAUUUCCAGUUCAUCCAUGUAGUUGAAGCUGCGGCAGUGUGUGCACGUAGAGUUGUGUUCACGUGCACAAUGCAAAGCUAAAUGGGUUGUGAUUAGUUAGCUGCAUGUGUCAGUCUGUGAGGGGUCCGGCCGGCCGAGUUGUGUAGCAGACCAGAGAUGGAGAAAGAAGCGGGCGCAGGCAGUUGCGGCAUGCACCAAGUAAGGGCUUAUCCAUCUGCAAAAACUUGGGAGUGACUCAAAGUCUGUACGUGUGAGCAGUUAGUGGAGAGAUUAGUGGGUCAAGCCGUUAGUGGAGAGAUUAGUGGCUUGACCGGUGCGUUUGCAUGCUAGCUAGUGUGUGUGUUGGCUGCUCUAUUUAAUCCCGUGUAAUCCAGUUCAUUCAGUGUGAGAAGAAAUACAGAAAAGGCACAAGUGUGCGUGGUGCCAAAUUCGUGAGUGUCUCUUCUACCUCCUGUGCGUGAGUUCAUCUCCUACCUUGGGCAGAGAUUACACAAAAUGCAUGAAAAGAAGAGCUGACUCACAACAUAAACUGAAACAAAA